UCUGAUCUGAAUGAAUUGGAUGGAGAGUUGCAGCGGCAAUAACGAUCAUAAUUCAAUCGUGAAAGCUGUGUGUCGGCUUCUGCCGUCGUCGUUGGGGUCUUGCCAUCUCCGAAGGCUUAUUCGCGGCGACGUUGCUGACAGCAGCUCCGUCGUCGUCUCAAAGAAGAUAUUCUUGCGCCAUGAAAACGACCUCUCUUCUUCAUUAUCGUCUAAUUUCUCAAACCCUAGAAAAGUAGUCCCCUCUCCCUCUGCUCCUAAUAAUUAUUACCAUAAUUAUUAUUCUCCUGCAACUGCAACUGCAACAGCAGCAGCAGCAGCUUAUAAAGGAAUCUGCAGAAAGAGCAGCAGCCGAUUUCCUGGGGAUUCUCUGAAGAAGAACAAGGGGAAAGGGAAAGGGAAAGUGGUGGUUGUGGACACGAGAAAGAGGGUUUCGAAUGUCGUCAGUUCCUCAUCGUACAGUACUGGGGGCGGAUGGUUCAGCAGCAGCGACGAGAAGCCGCGCCGGCACGACGCCGCCGUCGAAUCCGACACUUUUUUCAGCCUGACGUCUUCCAACUCCGCCGCCGGCGACUCUUUCCGCCUGAAAUCCAGCCGGAGAUUCUCGGAAGAGAUCAUGAAACGCAUCGAUGAAAGAGGAAACCGCUCCUUUUCGUCUGUGAAUUCUUCCAAAUCUCGCCGGAGAAGCUUCGCUACGUCGACGUCGGGCAAAGUCGCCGGUGGUAAUAAGAAGAAACUCGAAGCGACCUCCGAUCAUCAAUUGUCGAUCGACCAGAUUUACUACUCCAAAAACGGCGAGUCGGGUUCCCGGCGGCGGCGUCGUCGGCGCCGGAGAUGUAGAAAAAGUCUGGAAGUGGAAUCGGCGGCGGGGAUCCUGAAAGAGAGCUACGCGGUGGAGAAGAGGUCGGUGGAUCCUCGGAGCGAUUUCAGGGCAUCAAUGGUGGAAAUGAUAAUGGAGAAGCAGAUGGUCGGAGCCGGCGACGAAUUGGAGAGGCUGCUGCUGUGUUUCUUGUCGUUGAAUUCACCUUCCUAUCACGCCAUCAUCAUCGAUGUUUUCACUGAGAUUUGCGAGACAUUGUUCACUAAUUAAUUAAUUAGUUAGAAAUGAAUUAAUUAAUGAAUAAUGCAAUGCCCUUUAAUUUUAAUUGUAUUUCUAUGUAUGCAAAUAUUCAUCAUUGUUCUUCACCAUC
Messenger RNA from Andrographis paniculata, 1187 nucleotides. Its product is annotated as transcription repressor OFP2-like. The record is from RefSeq and is a predicted model, not a curated record. The transcript has a single exon. Lineage: Eukaryota; Viridiplantae; Streptophyta; Magnoliopsida; Lamiales; Acanthaceae. Gene Ontology annotation, biological process: negative regulation of DNA-templated transcription. The coding region runs from base 11 to 1087 and encodes 358 amino acids.